Messenger RNA from Cuculus canorus (common cuckoo), 5943 nucleotides. RefSeq names its product cadherin 22 (gene CDH22). Gene Ontology annotation, biological process: homophilic cell-cell adhesion; cell-cell junction assembly; adherens junction organization. Gene Ontology annotation, molecular function: calcium ion binding; cadherin binding. Bases 1029 to 3446 code for a protein of 805 amino acids. Gene Ontology annotation, cellular component: adherens junction; plasma membrane; catenin complex. The transcript has 12 exons. The record is from RefSeq and is a predicted model, not a curated record. Lineage: Eukaryota; Metazoa; Chordata; Aves; Cuculiformes; Cuculidae.
GGCAGAGGGAGCGAAGGCAGCGAGAGGGAGGAAGGCGGCUCCUGCCGCACAUGCAUCCCCAGCCGCGCACCCCGCGCCCCGCCUCGCGCCCUGCCCGCCCGGUGCCCGCAGCUCCCGCCGCGCCGGCUGCGUCCCCGCCGGGAGCCGAGCCCGCACCGCGGGGCUGCCGGGGCCAUCGCUCCCUGCGGGGCUGCCGGGGGAUCGCUCGGAGCCGGGGGAACCGGGGCGAUCGCUCCGAGCGGGGCUGCCGGGGGAUCGCUCGGUGCCCGCGCGGGGGGGGGCGCGCCGCGGCCACCGCCCCAGGCUCCUGAGGAUGCUGCCGGCUGCCCUGCGCCUCCCUGCGUGAGCCAGCAGACGAUGAAAAUGACUGGCAUCAGCUGGGCAAAGGAUCUUUCACCGGGUGCUGGAAUGGCAUCCCCCUGAAGAUGGGAGUUACAAAUGGGCUUGUGAACUGCAUGUGCAGCACAGACACCUGCGCUCCCAGACCCCUCCUGCAGUAGUUUGGGGCAGACAUUGGCCACAGCAGCUUAUCCUGGUAACUUCUCUGUGAAACUGUAUGUGGAAAAGCUUCUGUUUGCUGCCUGUGAAUGACUGCUGCAGGUGCCUGUGCCCCGCGCGCUGCUGUGGAGCUCCUUGCCUGCUGGGAGGGUGGGCAACAGGCCGUGUGUGACCCCGCACCCCAGUGAGAUCAGUGGCAGCCAAGCACGGAGCCAGGUAGCUCUGUCCAGGGGACAAAUGCCAGCUGCCAGACUCUUCUCCGGAGACCCAGGAGCAGCCUGCGAGGCACCAGCACUGACUGCUCCUGUGCUAGCACUGGGCAGUCUGGGACACCUGUUGCCACCGGUGUGACUUCAGCCUGCUUGGACAGGAAUGCUCCAGCUGUAGGACACGGAAUGCAGCAGGAAUGGAGGUGCUCUGCUUCCACCGGUGAGCCUCACGCUGCUGGUGUGGACUUUCCUCCUCUUUUUCCCUAAAGGAUGCUAGUUGCCAGUCCAAAAGCUACUGCUCAUGCAGCCUGCUAGAGUGCAAUGGCGAAGGGUCUGCAGGGCUUCUCGUGGACCAUGCUGCUGCUCUUCUGCGCCAUCCAGGAGCUGGGGGCCUGGGCCAUACACACGGCGGUGGAAGGCCCUGGCCUAGGGCAGCCGGGGGACCCUACACUGCUGGCCAGCGGGCGAGUGAAGCGUGGCUGGGUCUGGAAUCAAUUCUUCGUGGUGGAGGAGUACACGGGCACUGAGCCACUGUACGUGGGGAAGAUCCACUCCGACUCGGAUGAGGGGGACGGCUCCAUCAAGUACACUAUCUCCGGGGAGGGAGCAGGGACUAUCUUCCUCAUCGAUGAGAUCACAGGUGACAUCCAUGCCACCGAGCGCCUGGACCGGGAGCAGAAAACCUUCUACACCCUACGGGCUCAGGCCCGUGACCGGCAGACGGACCAGCUGCUGGAGCCAGAGUCAGAGUUCAUCAUCAAGGUGCAGGACAUCAACGACAGCGAGCCACGCUUCCUGGAGGGGCCCUACAUUGGCAGCGUGGCUGAGCUGUCCCCCAUCGGCACCUCUGUGAUGCAGGUGAUGGCAUCUGAUGCAGAUGACCCCACAUAUGGGAGCAGUGCCCGGGUGGUCUAUAGCGUGCUGGACGGCGAGCAGCACUUCACUGUGGACAGUAAAACAGGUGUGAUCCGGACAGCCGUGGCUGACCUGGAUCGUGAGACGCAGGACCGGUAUGAGGUGGUGAUCCGUGCAACGGACAUGGCGGGACAGCUGGGUGGCCUGUCUGGAUCCACCACAGUCACCAUUGUGGUCACUGAUGUCAAUGACAACCCUCCACGCUUCCCGCAGAAGAUGUAUCAGUUCAGCAUUGUUGAAACUGCCCCUGUGGGCACUGCCAUCGGGAGGGUGAAGGCAGAGGACUCUGACGUCGGGGAGAACACGGACAUGACAUAUCAGGUGAAGGAUGAAGAAGGGGUGGAGAUGUUCAAAGUCACCACGGACAGCAAUACCCAAGAGGCUGUCAUCACGGUACAGAAGCCUCUGGACUACGAGUCAAAAAAAGUGCAUACUGUCGUGGUGGAGGCCCUCAACAAGUUCGUGGACCCGCGGUUUGUGGACCUGGGCACCUUCCGGGACCAGACCAUCGUACGGGUCUCAGUGUUGGACGUCGAUGAGCCCCCCGAGUUCCGGCCCCCCUCCAACCUGAUGGAGGUCCAGGAGGAUGCGCACAUUGGGUCUGUUGUAGGGGUGGUCACCGCCCUUGACCCAGACACAGCAAACCAUCCUGUCCGGUACGCCAUCGACCGCAGCACGGACACAGACUGGAUCUUUGACAUCGAUGCCAACACAGGGGCCAUCGUGACAGGAAAAGUCCUGGACCGGGAGACAGCAGGGUGGCACAACAUCACUGUCCUGGCGAUGGAAGCAGAUAAUCACUCACAGGUGUCAAGAGCCUCUCUCCGUAUCCGUAUCCUGGAUGUGAAUGAUAAUCCACCAGAGCUCGCCACUCCCUAUGAAGCUGCUGUGUGCGAGGAUGCCAAGCCAGGCCAGCUGAUCCAGACGAUAAGCGUUGUGGACCGUGAUGAGCCUCAGAGCGGCCAUCGCUUCUACUUUGCAUUAGCACCUGAAGCCAGCAACAACCACCAUUUUUCUCUGCUGGAUAUUAAGGACAACACAGCUGCGGUGCACACGCAAAGAAUGGGCUUCAAUCGCCAGGAGCAGGAUGUGUAUUUGCUCCCCAUUUUGGUGGUGGACAGCGGCCCCCCAGCCCUCAGCAGCACAGGAACUCUGACUAUCCGUAUCUGUGGCUGUGACAGCAAUGGGGCCAUCCAGUCUUGCAACAGCACAGCCUACGUUGUAUCUGCUACGCUGAGCCCUGGUGCCCUCAUCGCGCUGCUGGUGUGUGUCCUUAUUCUGGUCGUGCUCGUCCUUCUGAUCCUUACACUGAAGCGACACCAUAAAAGCCACCUGACGUCUGAGGAUGACGAAGACAUGAGGGACAAUGUCAUCAAAUACAACGAUGAAGGUGGGGGUGAGCAGGACACUGAGGCCUAUGACAUGUCAGCCCUGCGCAGCCUCUACGACUUCAGUGAGAUUAAAGGUGGUGAUGGAAGUGGGGGACCUGGAGAGGGAGGCCUGAGUGGAAACCUGGCCUCUGAGCUCCAUGCCCUUCCGCAGUGGGUGCAGAGCCCGGACCUGGACUUCUCCGUGUUCAGAGACUAUAUCUGCAAGAAGGUGGAGCAGGCAGACGAGGACCUCUCUGUGCCACCCUACGACUCCUUCCAGACCUACGCCUUUGAGGGCUCGGACUCCCCUGUGCCCUCUCUGAGCUCCCUCAACACCUGGUCCAGCGGCUCGGAGCAGGACUUCUCCUACCUGGGGGGCUGGGGGCCACGCUUCCGGCAGCUGGCAGCACUCUAUGCUGGGCGCAGGGGCGAGGAGGACAGCGAGGAGUCCUAGCCAUCCUGCCAACUCCUGGUGAGGCUCCCGACACCUCCUGGACUGAGGCUCUGUGCUGGGUUCUGUGGGUGCCGGAGAGGGGCUGUGCUGAGGGGCCGAGAACGCUGGGCAAGUGCUCCUCUACAGCAUCUCCUCUUUGGGGCCUCUACACCCAGACGGAGGCUGGAGCGCCCAUAGAAGCUGCUGCGGCUGGCAUAAUCUCCUUCAUACCCAUCUCCAUUAAAGCACUACACAUUAAUUUAAGAAAGUGUAAUUCAAGAGAGUUUGGAAGGGUUUUUUCCCCCCACAAAUUAUCAUUUAAAUAGAUCUGCUCAGUGAGCCCCGUUCAGGAGAGGAAGAGCAAACCGGGAGCCUUUUGUUGUCUAAAUUGUUUUUGUCACUCCAGUCAGAAGAUUUGAAGAGCUUUGAUUUCUUUUAGAGCUUUGCUUGCAGAGGGAAACAAGCUUUUAACUUCUGUUCAGCUUUUUCCCCCUUGCUUGCUUUAUGGAGUCCUCUCUUCUCCCCGGCUCCUGGCAGCACCUGGCUGCUGGUGCGUUGGAGGGACCGUACCGCACUGCCUGCAGGCUCAGGGGUCACGUCCUGCACGGAGCGGCCGCUGCACUAGAGCUCACUUCAAAACACACUUUUCCUCUAAAGCUGCAAUUGCUUUGCCUCUCAGUUCUUAGACCUUUCCUGUGGUUAUCAAAGAUGCUUGUGAUUUGAGGGGGCUCUCCCUCCCUGCGCAGCAGAUGUGGUGUCCAAGCUCCUGCUGUGCCCCAUGGCCCUGGUGAUGGAUAGGGACGUCCCACGCACUGCCAAGACACAGAGCAGCCGUGUUGCUGGGGUCACUGUUGGAGGGGUGCGGAGCAGUGGUCCCCGGGUUGGCUCUGGCAGCCCCUCGAGGUGGGCCAGGCUCUUAGCCAAGUGCUGGCUUCUUACCAAGUGGCAUGGGCUGCGCAGGGCAGCAGGUGGCACGUUGGCACACCUGGGCUUCUAUGGUGGGGGGAGCUGUGUCCCCGCUAGAGGACCAUGCUAGAGGGCAUGACAGAACCCUGAGUCUCUGAUAUGAAGGGAUAAAUCCUGCCUACAGCCAGCUGACAGCAAAGCAUCACCAUCGGCAGUAGAAUAGCCAUCUCCAGGGCAUGUGUGUGAGGCCAGAUCCUGCUGGCACUGGUGCGUGGCCAAGCUGGUUGCUGCAGGCUGGGCAGUGGGUCUGACACCUUGGGAUACCCUGCGUGUCCUUGGCAUGGUGCCCUGCACAAAACCUGCACAAGCUCCCUCAGCAGGGCUGUUGUCUUUGCACAAAAUCCACGGUUUUAAGCGGAAGAUCUGUAGGGAGCCAGUGGGAUGUGGCAUUGCUCCUCGGGCUGCAGGUGAUGCUGAUGGAAAGUGCUCAGUGCCCUGCACCUUUCCAACCCUGCUGAAUUCCCCCCAAGGUAAAUUGAGCAGCACUUUGAGCAACGCCCUCCAGCAGUUCCUCAGUCCAAGCUGGGUCAUGCAGUUCCUUAUCUGUUCAUGUUGGGAAAAAAAAAAGUCAAUUGUAUCAUUGAUAGGUAACUGAUAAGGUCUCACAAAGUCUUUCACAUCCUGGGCUUCUCAUUGGGUUUGUCCUUUUAGUUUAGCCACAGAGAGUGUUUUCUAUCCUUGGAGAAGGUUUUAAUGUAAAUGUACAUGCGUGCUCAUUUUUUACUGUUCUGCUUCCCAGCUGCUGAUGUUGGUCCUUUGGCUGCAGACAAGACCUGACAGUGGAGAUGGGCAGGACACGUCUUUGCCAUGGUUCCUGCCCUUGGCUGCUCCUGCCCUCAGCUGCCACGGUUGCCCACAUGGGAGCCAUAGCUUGGCUUUCACACUGGGACUGGGAGCUGUUCACGUCUCAGGGUCACUCUGGUCCCCGCUCCCAGAGGUGGCAGGUGCCCCACUGCCAGCACUUAUGCCCCAGCGUGCUGCUGGUUCACUGUGACAAUUCUGGGGAGGCAGUGGGACCCAUGGGCUGCUUUGCGCUGGCCCUUGAGUGCUGGGUCUGGCCACGCCACCUCAGGCAGGUGAUGCCCCGAAACCCGGAGCGGGAGAAUGGAGAAACCCCUCUUUUUCCUCAGGAACGUGUUUGUGUUUUCCCUCCGGGUUGAAGAGCUGUGCCCACGCCCCUGCAGAGCUGGCCCUUCCUCUAGCAAAAGUCUUGUGCACUAGCAGGGCUCUAUCCGUAGGAGAUGGGGUCUGACAGGAUACGUGUUUAGCAACCUUCCCACUGGGUUUGUUUCCAUCCCUGACCAGCCAAUCCUCCCCAACACGCAUGUACGCAUGCUUGCGUUUUAAUUUCUAUCCCACGUGUAAAUACGGGAGGAGUGCGGUGCCGAGCGAGCCGGCCACUCCGCACAGCACUGCCCUGCACUCCCUGCCCACCCGCACUCGGCAGGAGGAGCUGGCAGCUGCCACAGUGUCAGACGGAGUCACUUUGGUUUCCUUUCUCUACCCAAAUGAAAUUAGGAGGUUGAUGUCCUCACCCUUGUUAUUUUUUCAA